Molecule: messenger RNA, 1619 nt
Organism: Vicia villosa (hairy vetch)
Lineage: Eukaryota; Viridiplantae; Streptophyta; Magnoliopsida; Fabales; Fabaceae
Product: organic cation/carnitine transporter 3-like
Exons: 1
Biological process (GO): transmembrane transport
Cellular component (GO): membrane
Molecular function (GO): transmembrane transporter activity
Source: RefSeq, a predicted model, not a curated record
AUGGCGGCUAUAGAAGAGUUACCUUCUUCCAUUCCUCAGCCUUCUUCCAAGGUAUAUAUUUUAUUUCCAUUGUUACUUUCAAAUCUCAAUUAACCUAAUUAUGUAUAAACAAAAUCUGAUUCUGUUGUCCAGGAAAAAGUGUUUCCAUCCAUAGAUGAUAUGAUGGAAAAGGGUUUCGGAAGAUUUGGUUGGUUCGAAUUCAUGAUGUGCAUUCUUGUUUCAUUUGCAUCAUUCUUUGAUGCACAACAAUCGUUCAUAACGAUUUACACAGAUGAAUACCCGACAUGGCAUUGCAUAAAUUCAACAUUAUGUAGCUCAGAUUCUAAUAUCUGUAAUAUUCCUAAAUCUUCAUGGUCAUGGGAUGGACCGUCACACAAAACAGUGAUAUCUCAAUGGAGUCUUGAAUGUGCCAGUAGCUUCGUUACUGGUUUACCGCAAUCUUCGUUCUUCAUUGGUUGUCUUUUCGGUUCGUUUCUUCUCUCAACUUUAGCUGAUACUUCACUUGGAAGAAAGAAUACACUUGUUAUGUCUUGUUUAUCUAUGUCUAUAGUUUCAAUUCUCAUAGUUUUCUCUACCAAUAUUUGGAUUUACUCUGCUUUUAAAUUCGUCAUUGGAUUUUUUAGUUCGUCGAUCGGAACUUGUGUUUUGGUUUUGCUCGCGGAGAAAGUUAGUACUGAACGGAGGUUCACCGUUGGUAUUAUCGAAUAUUUCUGCUUCACAUUAGGGUAUAUGUCACUGUCCGGUAUAGGUUAUGUCAAUAGAUUUAACUCAUGGAGAUCGGUUUACAUCUGGACGUCGGUUCCUGCUAUUUGUUACUCGGGUCUCGCUUAUAUCUUUGUUACCGAGUCUCCAAGGUGGCUUCUAAUGCAAGGAAGACAUGAAGAAGCUAUGGCGAUGCUUACAGAUGUUUCUUCAUUAGAGAAUGGUAAUGAUAUGACAGUAGUUUUAGUAGAAGCUCCGGUGAAUAAACAAAAGGCUUCAUUUUUCCAACUCUACUCAUCGAUAGCGGAGUUGUUUGGGAGUGGUUGGGCUUUAAAGAGAAUGGUGGCGACAAUGGUGCUUGGUAUUGGAAUUGGAAUGGUGUAUUAUGGUAUGCCAUUAGCAGUUGGGAAUUUAGGAUUCGACAUUUACUUGGCUGUUGUAUUCAAUGCCUUGAUGGAAAUACCGGCUUAUGUGGCUACCUAUUUCUUGGAGAAUUGCCGAAGAAAACCGUCAGUUCUUGUAUUCUCAAUAGCUAGUGGUGUAUGUUGUAUAAUGUGUGUUGUUGUUGGAUCAGGAAUACCAGAAAUUCGAGUCGGAUUAGCAAUGGCAUCGGUUUUCAGUGCGUGCACAGCUUUUAAUGUGUUUCUCAUUUACAUUUUAGAGCUAUUUCCAACAAGUGUGAGGAACACUACAUCAUCAUUGGUGGGACAAGCUACUGUUUUUGGUAAUGUUUUCACACCGUUUUUGAUAUCUGCUGGGAGGAAAAACGACAUUUUCUCUUACGGCGUGUUUGGAGUAGUUAUCAUGUUGUCGUGUUUUGCGUUGCUUGGUUUGCCAGAGACAAGAGGAUUAGCUCUUUGUGAUACCAUGGAUCAACAAGAGAAGAAAGACGAUAUGUCAGGUUAAAAUUGGUAACA